AUGAUGGAUCGCAAAAGCGACGAAGCCGAACCUGGCAAUAAUGUCGUUGCGUCGUCUGUCUGCCAUCCGACAUCACUCGCAGACAGAUCUGACUCUCUGGCGCCUGCCUGGUUGAGCCUACCAGCCGAAAUCUGGCAGCGCAUCGUGGAGUACCUCCUCCCUUCGAUUCGACCUGAAGACCACAUUUUUCCUCACCCCCAUUGCAAGUCGUUGCACGAUCACGUUCCUUAUCGGAGUCGUUACAAAGAGGACUUGUUUGCUUUGGCUGCGGCUUGCAGACGACUGGAGAGACUCGCUCUGCCAGCGCUUUUCCGAGCAAUCGAUCUACCUGCCACUGGGCAGCGUAACAAAUUUGUCGACCUUGUUUGUCGGAAUGACGAAGGCCAAAUGGUACCGAAGGAGUCCCAAAGGGCUGCAUGGAUUCGCUCGCUUCGAGUCGAAAGUAAAGUCGUUUCGGAUGACGACCAUCACCUCGGAUGGUAUUUUUGCGCUUGUGACACACAUGUUCUUUCGCAUGUGGCUACCGGGCUGCGCUUUCUGUCGCUCGACUGUACCGACGAGCGUGCUCGUGACUACGGUUAUUCGGAUGGAGACGACAAUUUCACCGACCUCGGGCCUGUUUGCCACCCUUUGCCACACUUCCUAGCAACCAGCACGACAUGUCGGCCGUGUAGCUUGAGACUAAGCGUGCGGGAUUUCGGAGGGUCUGAACCGGCAUCGAUAACUCUUCGCGGUGUCAACUCCUUUGCGCCUCUUUCUCAGACAACACAUCUCGAAAUAGCACACUUUCUACCGCAGGACGAUCUGCUUGCCAUUCUGGUCGGAGACCCUCAAUUUGCGCGUCAGUCGAAGAAGGUCCGGGAAGGCAUCUCUGCCGGCCAAUCACCCCGAUUGAAGCUCGAAUGCCUUCGAUUGUCUUGUGGAGACAACGAUGUACUACGCGGCUUCGAUGAGUACGUUGCCUAUCGCUUCGCUCUUCAAGAAUACGUACGGCUCCCACGAUCGCAGCAAGACGCGGUACCCACUCCUGUGGAGCCAGACAACGCAUGGCUCGAGCCUCAAAAGGCCCUCUACGACUUGGCCGCUUCGGCGGGAAGAUUACCACUUCUGAGGCUCUUAAUUCUCGAAGUGUGCAAUAAUCCCAAUUAUCUGUCAGCAGACUCAAUCGACAACCUUGCGCGUGGCAACUCAAUCGAGGAUAUGACCGGAAAGCUUCCCUCCCAAGCGACUGGCACAAAAGGCUACGCUUCCUCUUCAGUGUCAUCCUCUUUCAGCCAGGCUACUCGUGGUGGCCAAAUGGAGAGCCUCGCGACUGGCCUUCAAGAUGGUGAACCCAUAGAUAGCAAAUGGCAACAUCAGAUUUCUUGGUCGGAUUCUUACUGGAGACGGGUUCAUGAAGGCAAGUUGGCUCUCAGACGUCUUUGGGAUGGUAGUCGUCCUCAAACAGUUGAAGGGGCGGUCCCGGUGAGCACAGAAAUCCGAAUCGUAGCUUCGCGAGAUUCCCGAUAUUAUAGCAACAAGGGUGCAGAGGAUUGUACUUGCGGCCAUCCGGAAAGUCGUGCGUGGUUUGAAGAUUUCUACACUUCGCAGGGAGGUCAAACGCGCGGCACUUCGACACAUAACGCUGGAAUCUGGGCUGAUCCGGACAUAUUUUCUUUGGUCGAGUCGAGACCCUGGCUUCCAUAUCGCCAGCUGGGAAAGUUUGACUGCUUCUAUUGGACCGGUGAACUCCCCAGGGACAGCAGACCGAGUGCCGCUGUUUCGAAAGCAGGCGAUUUGACGGAGCGCACCAUUGUACCUCCCUUGGUCAGAUUGGAUCAAGACACGCUCAACAAGCUACGGGAAGAAGAAGAUGGACAAAGAUUGGAGCGACGAGCUGUUCCGCGGACCUCAGCUCGGGCAGCAUCCAGCGAAAAGCGACAACGAAUUGAAUGA
Molecule: messenger RNA, 1935 nt
Organism: Pseudozyma hubeiensis SY62
Lineage: Eukaryota; Fungi; Basidiomycota; Ustilaginomycetes; Ustilaginales; Ustilaginaceae
Product: 54S ribosomal protein L4
Exons: 1
Coding region: 1-1935 (644 amino acids)
Source: RefSeq, a predicted model, not a curated record